CUCCCAUUUCCUUUCCUCUGGGUUGUUUUGUUUUGUUUUUUUUCCCCCUUCCUCGCGCGGGUUCUCCAUGUUGGACCCGGAGUGAGCGGGGUUCUGCUCUCACUCUUUGAUCUUUAAGCUUCCUGCAAGUGACGCUGAGGAUCUCACACGUUUGAUGCGGAGGAUCCGCGCCGUCUGGGAGUUUAUCUCGGCAGGGGAAAAGGCGUGCGUGUGUGUGUGUGUGUGGGGCUGUUUGUCUCUGCGCUUUUAAUGCUUUAUAUUCCUGUAUGUUUAAUGAAAGUGAGAUUGAGAAACUGGAUUUUAUUAGAUGGAAAGUUCUGUCAUCACACAAGUGCAGAGAGAAGAUCUUCAACUGCCUUCCAAAUCAGGCCAGGGGAAAAAAUCUUCUCCUAAAAAGCCCCGUGGCAGGAACAUAUUUAAAGCCCUAUUCUGCUGCCUGCAUGCACAAGAUGCUGCUCAGACGCUGCCACCUCCCCAUGAUGCCUUGCUUCCCACCGAGGAGAAUGGCUCCAUCACCAAGUUGUGCGAGUCUAGUCUCCUGCCGGAUGUAACUCCUGAGGACGAGGGGAAGAUCUGCGUGGUUAUAGAUCUGGAUGAGACUCUGGUACACAGCUCGUUUAAGCCGAUUAGUAACGCUGACUUCAUCGUUCCGGUGGAGAUUGAGGGAACCACACACCAGGUGUAUGUCCUCAAGCGGCCACAUGUCGAUUUGUUCCUCCAGCGAAUGGGAGAGAUGUUUGAGUGUGUGCUGUUCACCGCCAGCCUCGCUAAAUAUGCUGACCCAGUUACAGAUUUACUAGAUCAGUGUGGAGUUUUCCGAGCGAGACUCUUCCGCGAGUCGUGUGUUUUCCAUCACGGCUGCUACGUUAAAGAUCUGAGUCGACUCGGCCGGCAGCUCAACAAAACCCUCAUUCUGGACAAUUCUCCUGCAUCCUACAUUUUCCAUCCCGAGAACGCUGUCCCUGUGCUGUCAUGGUUUGAUGACGUGGACGACACGGAGCUGCUGAACCUCCUGCCCGUGUUCGAGGAGCUGAGCAGCGCCGACGACGUGUACGCCAAACUGCGUGAGCUCCGAGAGCCGUGACCUUCAUCACCACGCCUCAGGCUUGAUCGCUUAAACCUCACGACCUCGAAACGCCUUUAAAACCUCGCACAUGCCUUAAUCUGUCUAAGAGCACCGCACACACACACACACACACACACACAUUCACACAAACACACAUAUAUACAUAUACAUACAUACAUUGUGUGUGUGUUUGUUUAUAUAUAUAUAUAUAUAUAUAUAUAUAUAUAUAUAAAUAUACACACACACCGUACAUCACUGAGUGUGUGUUGGUGUGUGUUAGUGUUGUCAUCAUCGCCGGGUUUCAGCCUGGUGUUACAUGUUAUGCUCAGGUGUUGAACCUUUUCUACAAGAUUUAUGUUUUAUUCAUACACACACAAAUAGAAAAACAACAGCAGCAAUGUAAAUCAGAAAUUUUAUUGCAGGAACACACACACACAAACACACACACACACACUGAGAAAUCUUCAUCCUGCUUUGUGUCGUGUUUGAGAACACUAAAGAGAAAUGAAAAUUACGUCUUUACUGUAAAUAAAAUGAU
Clarias gariepinus (North African catfish) is the source of this 1604-nucleotide messenger RNA. It is a transcript of the gene ctdsp2, whose product is annotated as CTD (carboxy-terminal domain, RNA polymerase II, polypeptide A) small phosphatase 2. Bases 308 to 1084 code for a protein of 258 amino acids. The record is from RefSeq and is a predicted model, not a curated record. Gene Ontology annotation, molecular function: RNA polymerase II CTD heptapeptide repeat phosphatase activity. Lineage: Eukaryota; Metazoa; Chordata; Actinopteri; Siluriformes; Clariidae. The transcript is spliced from 7 exons.